Messenger RNA from Nymphalis io (European peacock), 5223 nucleotides. RefSeq lists its product as uncharacterized. Gene Ontology annotation, molecular function: protein binding. The coding region runs from base 36 to 3095 and encodes 1019 amino acids. The record is from RefSeq and is a predicted model, not a curated record. NCBI's taxonomy places the organism in Eukaryota, Metazoa, Arthropoda, Insecta, Lepidoptera, Nymphalidae. The transcript is spliced from 13 exons.
UACGCCUUGUGAUGCGCCCCGCGUUUUGACGCGACAUGGCCUCUUCGACGACCGGCAACAUCGUAGUCGAGUGGUUGCGUUCGCUCCACCUGGGCCAAUAUUCGGAGAGUUUUAUAGACAAUGGAUAUGACGAUUUAGAAAUUUGCAAACAGGUCGGCGAACCCGAUCUAGAUGCUAUCGGUGUUCUCAAUCCAGCACAUCGACAACGGCUGCUGCACUCAGUAAGAGUUUUGAGAGAGGAGGGAGCAGCAGCCGUGUAUUUUACUCUAGAGGAAGCUGCGGCCGCUCGAGACUCUUGUAGAUGCGAGGAGGAGACCCGUAAAGAACAAGCAACAGUGUCUGUCGAACCUGCAAAAUAUGCUGAUGAAUAUGAAGAAGGGAAGGCUGAGUUGGUGAAAAUACCGCGAAUCCAGCUGAAGCGUCUGCUUCGUGAGCGCCUUGCUCAAGACGGCAUCCGUUUGAGUCUUCAGCCGUAUUCAACCACGGAUGGCGAUCGUGGGUACUUAGAGGGCUUGGCGUCGCGGUACGCGGAUCUAUUUUCCACUCACUACGGUGACGUAUUAGACCAUCUUGAAGAGCUGAGAAGACAUGAAUGGGACGAAAUGUCUCCAAGGAUGAGGGUGCUAGGUGGAACAGGAACACCACAAACUCCACCGUCGGCAAGUCCUGGAUCUUUAGCUUUGAACAAUUUGACAACAUCACAUUCUCAGCCUAUUUAUGUGCCUGGAAAAUAUUCGCCGUCAAGCUGUUUAACUGAUAAAGAAGAAGACGAAAUUUACGGAUUUGGUUACGGCGUGUUUGGGAAACAAAUGUUGCAGAGACAACAGCAGCAAAAACAGCUUCUUCUUGCCCAGCCCACACAGCCUUUGAUCCACAACCAACAACACAAUUACCAGAGUUGCCUCAGUCCAAGAUCUGCAUAUUUUUAUGAGUUUCCUCCUAGCGACAAUUGCCUUGGAACGGCGAAGAAGAAAGCAACAACGUUUUCAAGACUUUUGCGGGGAUUAAAAUCCCAUAGAAAAGAAAAGCACGGCUCCUGUUCGCCAAAACAUUCUCAUAGUCCUCGACAAACACUGCCACCACAACGGGUUGACACUCCGGACAGCGUGCUCCAAAGUGGCUUGGGUUUAGGCCCUGGACCUGAUACAGCUCUGAGGUCCAUGGUUGACCCAAGAGACUAUGACCGCCUCCGCUUCUUUCAAAUGAGUGCCGCCCAACCAAACACCUUCGAAGAAACUAUACAUAGGUUAAAAGUGCAAGAAGCUAUGAAGAAAAAAGAUAAAUUAGCGAGGGAACAGGAAGAGAUAUUACGAGACAUUAGACACGGCCUUAUGAACAUGGGACGAGAGGGGGUUCGUGGACCUUUUGGCGACGACACAUAUAUGUAUGAUGAUGAAGCCAGAGGGCUCUCCGGAAGGGGGCACUGGUAUGAUGAACCACCGUACGAGAGUGAUCCUGAAGAUUUCCUUAUGGGAAGUGGAGCGCCAGCAGCUUCGUUUCAAAAUGGACGCGUGUGUUUUACAUUAAAUCUGAGAAACGAGCCAAGAAGUGAAGGAGUUAUAUCUCUUAGAACCGCAGGCGAUAUAAGUUUAGCGAGAGCCCCACGAAGGGGAUUAAUAAUACCGCAAAGCGGCCCCUACCCAACCACUGUGAUACCAUUGAGAACAGCGAGAGAUAGGGAAAGCGGGGAUUACGCUACAUCUGAUAUCCAAUCUAUAGGCUCGCGGUUGUCUGGUAUAUCGCUAGAAUCAAGUCGAUCCGAACGGGACUAUAGAAGAGGUUAUAGGCAAAUGUCGAGCUAUCGGAUAGGAAUUGACCCCUUAUCUCCGGCGUCAUCAGAUUACGAAGAUCAAGAAAGUGAAACAGAUUCACAACAUAUAGCAACUGUACAUAAGUCAGCGGAAGAAUGUGAGGGAGUGUCAAGCUUAGCAGGCAAAGUAAGAGGUCUGCGACAAGAUGUCCAAAGAAAGAUAUCAAGAUUAAGACAAGAAAGAGGGCCAGAUGUACCCUCCGAUUGUCGAACAAGUGGCGAUCAAGCAUUCCCCUGUUCUAAUAGUUCUUUCGAAAGUCUUCCCAGCGGCUCAGGCAGUAGCACCCAGGCAUUGGUUCGUGCUGGUAGUAAUCAUUCGUCUCUCUCGGCAGAAGAAAACAUAGAAUUAAGUCCAGCGGGGCGGAGUCUACUUGUACCGCAAAUGCUGUGUCGCGCUCGAGCACUCGUGGAUUACGUCCCCAACAUUUAUGAAAAAGAUGCCUUAAGAUACAAGAAAGGAGAUAUAAUAGAAGUAAUCAACAUGAACGCAUCCGGUAUCUGGCGUGGCGUAUUAAAUAACAAAGUGGGAAAUUUCAAGUUUGCUAAUGUCGAAGUACUCUCUGAAAGAGAUACAAUUAGAUCAAGAUCAUCAAAGUGGUGUAAAAGCCGCGAAAGACUUUGGGAAACUAGGCCAAGAACUGUGGAAGAACUGUUACGAAGAAUAGAUUUGCCAGAAUAUAUGGUUGCUUUUUCAAGAAAUGGAUAUGAAGACAUCGAGCUUUUCAAAGAAAUUGAACCAUCUGAUUUAGACUAUUUGGGGAUUAUGACACCCGAUCAUCGUACACGCAUCCUCGCCGCUGUGCAACUGCUGCACCAGCUUGAAUGUGGCGAAGGUGAAGGUGAGGGCGAGGGAGGUGGCUCUAGUUCAGAAGGAGGAGAUUCACCAUUUGGACGACGUCAAUUUCCUCGUGAUUCUGGCUGUUACGAAGCCGGAGUAGGCGUCGGCGGAGUACGCGUGCGUACAUCGCCACUUGUUCAUAGAACCGACGAGCCAUCUCAUAGGCCACCAGAACCGGCACCUCAGGCAAAACGCUCUAUUCGCCGUCGACAACCCGAUGAUGCUGAAUGUGACAGAAUUGAACGGUAUCCUGGGACUAUUGGAGAAAAGGCGAACGUUCGCAGUGGAGGUCUACCAGGAGGUGCGAGAGAUGACACUUGCGAGUCCGACCAUAAAUUGAAUGUUGUAAAAUUUGUAGCUGGAGGAGAACCAUGCGCUUCAGAAAAGAGUAGUGAUUCAGGUGUUAGUAGUUCUUCUUUAAGCUCAGCCCAUCCUCAUCGUGCCUGAGCGAGGGCCGCCGCGCCUGCGCUGGUCUAGACACUGGCGCGGGCGCGAGCGCCGCAUGCGCCGUAGUCCGCAUCACCUACUACCUCGGAGCAGCCCGCUUAAAAUGAAGCUUAGCUUUGAAGCGGUGCAAGCGAGAUAGUAUUUGAAAUUAUUUGGAUGAGUAUUUAAAAAAAACAAAAAAAAAUUACAUUUAAAAAAAUGUUUUUACAUUAAUUUAAAUUUCAUAGACUUACAAUUUUUUGUAAGGUCUUACAGUUUAGUAAACAUUUUACAAUAUGACUGCCAAUUGAAUUAUUUAUCCCUUUUAUGCGGCUCUUCAAUGUUGCCAGAAUAAGAUAAAUGUAUGAAAUAUUUCAAUUAGAGAUUUUAGAGAAUAGUUAAGGUAUUAUUUGCCAAUAUAAAUGGUAAAACUCCAAUAGAUGUCCUAAACGCUAAUGACAUUUAUACUUUUAGAAAUAAGACUGAUGUUAAUAUCUGAUCAGCUUUAUUUAUUUCUUUUAAAUCCAAUUAAACUACUUACUACUAGUUCGUAAAGAUUUUCGUAUAGAUCAUUCUUAUAUUGAAAUAAAAAACGUCAUCCUCUUUUGCAUGACUAUCAAUCGGCUGAAAUAUGUAAAUGAAUAAUAACCUGCAUUUGAAUAAUUUUUAUUCAAAUUUAUAAUUAUUACUUAAAAGUUUAUAAAUAUCUUCAUUCAUUAACUUCAAAUGUAAUAAAAUCGCCUUUAUAGAAGCAUUCGUCCUCCAGCACUCUCUCAUAAAAGCUCUACAAAAAAAACUAGUCCUCCAAGUCGUAAUUUUAUAUGAUGUUUUUCUUUUUUUUUUCUUACUAAAGCUUUUUUGACAACUUUUUUACAAUUAUUAAAGCAUAUCAUGGUGAAGCCAAUUUAUAUUAUAGUUUUACUUGCUAGUUACAAAGUAUUUAUUAUCUGUUCAAAUGAACAAGAACUCGGUGAUUGCUCAUAUCGGUACAUUUCAGUUUCGAUUAUGUUUUCAUUUUAUUUCCACCCAAGUCAACGCUUAUACGAGUAUAUUAUUGUGAGAUUUAUAUGACGGGAUUUUUUUCUCUGUCAUAUGUAAAUAGACUAAAGUUUUGUCAUGUCCUUAUACAUAUGAACAGAGCGUAAAUGUAAACAUUACAUUUAAUUAUUGUAUUUUAUAAGUGUCGGCACUAAGCCACUUUAUGGUGAAUUUUUAAGCGUUUAAAGCGCAAUUUCAUAGCAAUAAUUGUAUAUAAACAUAGAUAGGUUAAUUAUUAUAUGUUGAAAAUAUGUGUAACUUUUUAAGAGAGCUUUAUGCGGUCUGCCGCAUGUACAUACAUUGUUAGUGUGUAGGUGACAUUAUUAAUUAUACGUGAAAUUUUAAAUUUCACUAGACAUUCAAUUUUAAUAUAAAAGUGAACUCCUAAUAUUUCGUAUUUUAUUAGACAAAUGUAUCAAUUCCUCCAUCAAUAUUUAUUAUAAGGAGCUUGCAAAAAAACAUUUAAAAAAAAUUAUUUAACUACCACAAUGUAACAGAAGCUGUCCGUGUUUCACUUUAAAGAUAACAUUUUGUCCUCAGACGACUUAAUCAAUAGUUAAUAAAAUACUUAAAACAUUUAGCAAAAUUUUCGAAGAUUUUAAAUCAAUUUCAUGUAUCUUGUUUCUCAUUACUUGUUACAUAAAUGCAUCUUUCGGUGUUCACUUUUGUAAAUUUUGUAAAAAAAUUAAAACAAUUUUCGAUUACGACCGGAAACUAGUCCGAAUAUAAAAUGUACAUAGUUAAUGUUUGUUACCUGUAUAUUGUAGAUAGAAUAUUAUUCUUUUGACAAUUAUUGUAUAUUUAGUGUUUCAUCCUUUAUUAAAAAAUAAUGUUAAAUCUAUUAUUUAUAGUGAAAUUAUGUUUAAAACGCUCAGGUAGAAUGUUAAAAUAUCCGAUGAAUUUGUAAGUUUGUUUUACAGUUAUAAGAAAGUGGUUACGAUACUUAAUUUGUAAAAUACAUACAUUUUAAUUUUUAUAACUUUCUACCAUACCUUGCAGGAACUGUUCUUUUUGUAGCCAUAUUUAUAUUUUUUUUAAACUGACUAAUAUGUGUAAGUUUCCCAAUUUACAAACGUGGAUUAUGAAUAAAUAAAUCCAAAAUUACUGUGUC